AUGGGCACGGCCUGCUCUAACUUUGUCCAAGACAAGGUGGAGGAUGCGGAACCCUGCUCGGUCAAGAGUGCAGGCGUAGGCAUGGAGUCGGAGCCGCUUUGGAAGCAAAUGGCCGAAGCCCAGAACGAAAUGCGCAAGGCUGCAGAGGCGGCCCGCCCAGAAGUGGACAAGUUGCUUGCUGAGCGUGCAGCGGCGCGCAAAGCUGCAGCGAAGCAAGCAGAAGCUGAGCGGCAGGCCAAGGACGCCAGACUCAGAGAAUUGGAAAAGCAACAAAGGGAAGAAGAGGAGAAGGCAAUUAGCAAAAAAGAGGAGGCCAAGAAAGCACAGACGGCGAGCGGCAAAGCGAAACCCAAAGCCAAAGCCCAAGGCGAUGCGAAAUCGGCGGCAGCUCCUGCGCCAGGUCCGAGCGCAAAGCUGACCAAGGAUCAGGCCAAAGACGCGCUCAACCGAGCACUUGCCAUCUUUGAGACGCCAGAGAACAAGCGCAAGCUGCAAGAGGCCGUCAACAGUUGCCGUGGUGAUGAUGCCAAGAAAAUGGCCGUCUUGAUGCCUUUGGUGCAGGGCAUGCUGAAGGAUCUCCUCGAAUCCCACGGCUUUUCAGCAGACAAGAUCCUGCAUGCCGUCAUGCAGAUCGCAACCCAUGCACAAGGAGACAAGAAGAUGUCUAAGCAGCUUGCCAAACUACAAGCUGCACUGGAGGGCAACAUCUAG
Messenger RNA from Symbiodinium pilosum, 711 nucleotides. NCBI's taxonomy places the organism in Eukaryota, Dinophyceae, Suessiales, Symbiodiniaceae. The record is from the annotation of a GenBank genome assembly.